Messenger RNA from Hemicordylus capensis (graceful crag lizard), 5041 nucleotides. Its product is annotated as AP-1 complex subunit beta-1. Lineage: Eukaryota; Metazoa; Chordata; Lepidosauria; Squamata; Cordylidae. The transcript is spliced from 24 exons. The record is from RefSeq and is a predicted model, not a curated record. Bases 451 to 3306 code for a protein of 951 amino acids. Gene Ontology annotation, cellular component: membrane coat; clathrin adaptor complex. Gene Ontology annotation, biological process: vesicle-mediated transport; intracellular protein transport. Gene Ontology annotation, molecular function: clathrin binding.
AGCCGGGUGCCAGAUUCCCCGGGACGCGCGCGGAGACCUUUCUGUUCAUCAAAACUGACAGCUUCAGCAUCUUACAAUCUGCCUCUUUGCCUUCUUGCCUCCCGUUUCUUUAUUUCGCUGCGACCCCCCGGCCACCUCUCCAGAGAGGACUCAAGGUACAGAAACUUCAUUACCACAUUGUUUUCCCAAAUGGGGUCUCGUGAUUCCCUCCUGCCAUGAUGGGUGUUUCCCUUCUACAGUGGAAGAUACACUCAGAAAAAGUUUCCCCUGUUUGGCAUGGGUUACGGUUUUCUGCAAACGUUGAAACCAUACGACGACUCGGUAACCUAGAAUGCUUAGCAGUGUUAGCGGUUUGCAUGAUUCCUCGACGUCCAGUACCACUAAACCACCAUUGCUUAAAAAGCCUUGCCUAACCGUGGGCGCCAAAAGGGGUGAAAAGAAGCCGGAAUCAUGACCGACUCCAAGUACUUCACCACCAAUAAGAAAGGGGAGAUCUUUGAACUCAAAGCCGAGCUCAACAAUGAGAAGAAAGAGAAGAGGAAGGAAGCGGUGAAGAAAGUCAUUGCUGCCAUGACGGUUGGGAAGGAUGUCAGCUCCCUUUUCCCGGAUGUGGUGAACUGCAUGCAGACAGAUAACUUGGAGCUGAAGAAGCUGGUCUACCUGUACCUGAUGAACUACGCCAAAAGCCAGCCGGAUAUGGCCAUCAUGGCCGUCAACAGCUUUGUGAAGGACUGCGAGGACCCCAACCCUCUCAUCCGCGCCCUGGCAGUGCGUACCAUGGGGUGCAUCCGGGUGGACAAGAUCACCGAGUACCUGUGCGAGCCGCUCCGCAAGUGCCUGAAGGACGAGGACCCCUACGUGCGCAAGACGGCGGCCGUCUGCGUGGCCAAGCUGCACGACAUCAACGCCCAGAUGGUGGAGGACCAGGGCUUCCUGGACUCCCUGCGGGAUCUCAUCGCCGACUCCAACCCCAUGGUGGUGGCCAACGCUGUGGCCGCCUUGUCCGAGAUCAGCGAGUCCCACCCCAACAGCAACCUGCUGGACCUCAACCCCCAGAACAUCAACAAGCUGCUCACGGCCCUGAACGAGUGCACGGAGUGGGGCCAGAUCUUCAUCCUGGACUGCCUCUCCAACUACAACCCCAAGGAUGACCGCGAGGCCCAGAGCAUCUGUGAGCGCGUGACCCCCCGGCUCUCCCACGCCAACUCUGCCGUGGUGCUCUCGGCCGUCAAGGUGCUGAUGAAGUUCCUGGAGCUCCUGCCCAAGGACGCCGACUACUACAGCAUGCUGCUCAAGAAGCUGGCCCCGCCCCUGGUCACCCUCCUGUCCGGCGAGCCCGAGGUCCAGUACGUGGCCCUCCGCAACAUCAACCUGAUUGUGCAGAAAAGGCCCGAGAUCCUCAAGCAGGAGAUCAAAGUCUUCUUCGUGAAAUACAACGACCCCAUCUACGUCAAGCUGGAGAAGCUGGACAUCAUGAUCCGCCUGGCAUCCCAAGCCAACAUCGCUCAGGUCCUGGCAGAGCUCAAGGAAUAUGCCACGGAGGUAGACGUAGACUUUGUCCGCAAGGCUGUACGUGCCAUCGGGCGCUGCGCCAUCAAAGUCGAGCAAUCCGCUGAGCGCUGCGUCAGCACCCUCCUGGAUCUCAUCCAGACCAAGGUCAACUACGUGGUCCAGGAAGCCAUCGUGGUCAUACGGGACAUCUUCCGGAAGUACCCCAACAAGUACGAGAGCAUCAUCGCAACCCUGUGCGAAAACCUGGACUCCCUGGACGAGCCGGACGCCCGAGCGGCCAUGAUCUGGAUCGUAGGCGAAUAUGCGGAGAGGAUCGACAACGCGGAUGAGCUCCUGGAGAGCUUCCUGGAGGGCUUCCAUGACGAGAGCACCCAGGUGCAGCUCACCCUCCUGACAGCCAUCGUGAAGCUGUUCCUGAAGAAGCCCUCCGAAACGCAGGAGCUGGUCCAGCAGGUCUUGAGCCUGGCCACUCAGGAUUCCGACAACCCGGACCUGCGGGAUCGUGGCUACAUCUACUGGCGCCUCCUCUCCACGGACCCCGUGACCGCCAAGGAGGUGGUCCUGUCGGAGAAGCCCCUGAUCUCCGAGGAGACUGACCUGAUCGAGCCCACCCUGCUGGAUGAGCUCAUCUGCCACAUUGGCUCGCUGGCCUCCGUCUACCACAAGCCGCCCAACGCCUUCGUGGAGGGCAGCCACGGCAUCCACCGCAAGCACCUGCCCAUCCACCAUGGAAGCAUCGACGCAGGCGACAGCCCAGUGGGAACGACAGCUGCCACGAAUGUGGAGCAGCCACAGGUGAUCCCAUCCCAGGGCGACCUCCUGGGCGACCUCUUGAACCUCGACCUCGGCCCACCGGUGAACGUGCCACAAGUGUCUUCUAUGCAGAUGGGUGCUGUGGACCUUCUCGGAGGAGGGCUGGAUAGCCUGCUUGGCAGCGACCUUGGCGGGGGAAUCGGAGGCAGUCCAGCAGUGGGACAGACCUUCAUCCCCUCCUCGGUGCCGGCCACUUUCGCCCCUUCGCCAACCCCGGCCGUGGUCAGCAGCGGACUCAACGACCUUUUCGAACUCUCCUCCGGCAUCGGCAUGGCCCCUGGCGGAUACCUGGCGCCCAAAGCGGUCUGGCUGCCGGCGGUGAAAGCCAAAGGCCUGGAGAUCUCCGGAACCUUCGGCCACAAGCUGGGGCACAUCUACAUGGACAUGACCUUCACCAACAAGGCCUUGCAGCACAUGACGGACUUCGCCAUCCAGUUCAACAAGAACAGCUUUGGGGUCAUUCCUAGCACUCCGCUGGCGAUCCACACUCCGCUGAUGCCCAACCAGAGCAUUGACGUCUCCCUUCCCCUCAACACUCUGGGACCGGUCAUGAAGAUGGAGCCCCUCAACAACCUCCAGGUAGCGGUGAAGAACAACAUUGACGUCUUCUACUACAGCUGCCUCAUCCCCCUCAACGUCCUCUUCGUUGAGGACGGCAAAAUGGAGCGCCAGGUCUUCCUCGCGACGUGGAAGGACAUCCCGAACGAGAACGAGCUCCAGUUCCAAAUAAAAGAAUGCCACCUGAAUGCCGACACCGUCUCCAGCAAACUCCAGAACAACAACGUUUACACCAUUGCCAAGAGGAACGUGGAAGGCCAGGACAUGUUGUACCAGUCCCUGAAGCUCACCAACGGCAUCUGGAUCCUGGCCGAACUGCGCAUUCAGCCCGGCAACCCCAACUACACGCUCUCGCUGAAAUGCCGGGCCCCGGAAGUCUCGCAGUACGUCUACCAGGUCUACGACGCCAUUUUGAAGAACUGACCCACAAAGCUGCCUCCGCCGCCACCUCGCCGCGCAGGGAUCCGGGGCAGGGUUGACCCUCCACACACUGGCCACUUUCUGCUGGUGCAUUCUCUCUCUCUCUCUCUCUCUCUUUUUCUCUCUCUGUCUGUCUCUUUCUCGAUGCGGGUGGGGGGCGCGCGGGGGAAGGAAACCAAGCUCUGUGUUGUGUCUAAGGUCCCGGACCGAUGCGCCGCGUUUCGGAUCCGAGGUAGCCAGUAGUGUCCUCACGUGCCGGUAACCGUCGGGGGAUGUCCUGUUUGAUACUUUUAGCAUUGUGAGAAGUUUGUAGCCACGUUCACGACGCGCCCACGUCCGGCGGUCCUGUGCGUCUGUCCUUGUUCGUUUUGUUUCUUCCUCCCAUGAGCUUUCUUCAUCUCGUGCCAAGGCUUCGUGUUUUCUAUUUUUAAAAAGAGAGGGGAAAAAGGAAAAGACACCACUCUAGGCCUCUAGUUGAUGUUUUCUAACGCGCACCCUCAUUUCAGCGCACGCCCCUUCGCUGCGUAGGCAGCGGCCCCAGAGAGAGCCACACUCCGCACUUCGUAUCGUUCGUAUCGGCGCACGUCCGACAGAUCGUCAUUUUGGGGGGUUUGAGGCGGCCGAGCUCGAGGCAGAAGCACCUGGCGCCGACCAGCUCUGCGAUUCUCGCGGGAACCAACCCGGGCGUGGAUUGGGCCCUCGUUCUUCACUGGAAGCUCAGAGGUGGCUGCUAAUGGCUCCGGCAUGAUCACUGCGCCUUCCAGCCCCGCUCUGUGCUCCUAAGCACCAGCUUUUUCCUGGCCCCCUAUUCCUGCCCCUCCUCUCGGGUCCUCGAUGUUGGACACGCUCUUCCUUCAGGCCCCUGGUUGGGGCGGCCAGAUCCAACCACUAGCGUUAUGAAUUGGCCGUUUUCUUGCUGGCUUGUUUCUCCCUCUCGGCAGCCUGCUUUUCUGACCGCCCCCUUGUUGCCUCCCUUCUUGCCCGAAAGGGCAGAUCCUGGGUCCGUUGAAGUCCUGCAUGCCCUCCCAGUGCCCGACUCCACUUUGUCCCUCCCUCUUCUGAGGGAGGGCGCACUUUCCCUCUCUUUCCCGGGAUGCCGAGAAGCCAAGGUCAGCGUUGGGGAGACGCGGAAGAGAAAAAGGGCCAUACGAUUUCAGCCACAGACGACGCUGGUGCGAUUCCAUCCUCGAGUCGGUCGGGCAGAUCCGACCGGCUCGCGCACCGUCACCACUGAAUCUCUGGAUCUUGCCGGUUUUGAGCCGCAUUUGACGGGGUGGGGUUGGCAGGUAGGCCUCCUCUUAGGCAAAGGGGUCAUCCACACACUCCAGGUGGAUCUCCGCCUCAAAUAUUGGGGCGGCGGUGAAUUUAGAAUGCCCUGAAAGUGUCGGAUUUUGGGGGGACAGCAGUCAUAGUCGCUGGACCAGGAGACUCCAGGGGGUGGCGAGGAUCGCCUUCUGGAAGCGUCCGUGGCCACAAUCCCGACAAAAUGGCAGCCACAGCCUUUGGCAUGCUGGAAGUGCCCUCCCUGUGUCCGUGUUCUCUCUGCCGUCCCGUAUCGUGUCUUGUCGUCUGCAUGCUGUGCAGUGUGGUGUCGAGUUGGGGAAGGAGGGCGGGGGUUGAUAGUUUCAUUGUUUUUGCUUCCAUCGCUGCCGUUCAUCACUCGGACACAUUGAACCCGGGGAGUGGGGAAGGCGAAGCUUUGCCUUGUAUCAUCAAUAAAUGUCCUUUACACAAAUUA